GAAAUGAUAUUGAACGUAGACGUGCAGGAAAUCCAGCUCGACCAAACCAGAUGCUCGUCCCAUCCUCCAAAUCGGUGCACUGUGCGCCGGACCCCGCGUUGGCGGACUGAGCACCGUGCCAUAGGUACCACCCAGUCAACUCUUCCACCACAGCGCUACGCCUCCCGCAACACGGAUCCAGCUCCCGAGUCGCGGAUCUGCUAAGCCGCCAACAUGGCCAGUAAUGCCAGCACAUCAGCAACCUCAGCCACCCCAACCACAUCGGAAGCCGGUACCUCCCCAGUUAUCCGAAAUCGCGACGACCAUCUAUAUUGGCCGCAGAUAGCGACGAAAGAUGAAAUACCAGAGUGGCUUCGCGACAACGGCUACAUCAUCGGAGGGCAUCCAAUGCCGACGUAUUCAUACAAGCGCUCCUUUCGGCUCUGGCGUUGCCUACAUAUGGAAACGAUGAAUAUCUGGACGCAUCUCGUGGGUAGCGCAGCGUUUAUAGCGACCGGAAUCACCCUGUACAAUUAUGCCGUCUAUUCAAAAGCACUCAGUUUGACCGCUGGCGACAAAUUCGCAUUCGGAAUAUCCAUCACUUCCGCAGCCCUCUGCUUCGGUCUGAGUACCACAUUCCAUACUUUGAGGAGCCACUCAUAUCACGUCCACCAUUUCUGGGGCCGCUUGGACAUCUUCGGCAUCGCCCUACUCGCUCUCGGAGGCGGGAUGUCGGCGACGUAUUACGCCUUCUUUUGCAGUCCCACGACCCAACGCAUAUAUUGGUCCCUCAACGCAUGUGCGGCCCUCGCCGCAGCUAUCGUGCUCUUCGACACCGGCGGUGGAGGGAGUACGAUGCGCACUCUCCGUGGCGGAGUGUUCGUCGGGCUUGCACUUACUGCGAUGCUGCCUAUAUUCCAUGGUAUUGGGAAACUAGGCUGGGCGCAGGCGUGCAAGCAACUCGGCGCCCAGUGGUAUCUUACCGAAGGAUUAGUUCUUUUGUUUGGGGUUACCCUGUUCGUGGGGAGGUUGCCCGAGAGACUGAGUCCGGGGGCGUUUGAUGUCUGGGGCCAUUCGCAUCAGAUUCAUCAUAUAUGUGCCGUGGUUGCGAUGGGGCUCCAUGUUGUUGCGCUGGUGACGGGGUUUAGAUAUCGACAAGCACAUCCUCGGUGUUAGCCCAGCACGUAAUCUCCAUCCAUUUCGUAUUAUGUCAAUUAUUCAUAAUCUAUAUACAUCGCAAUUUGUACAUAUCUCAAAUAAAUGAUGUUGUGACUUUUACACAAUCCUGCUCAAGGGAAAUCUUAAUCU
Messenger RNA from Trematosphaeria pertusa, 1287 nucleotides. RefSeq names its product HlyIII-domain-containing protein. NCBI's taxonomy places the organism in Eukaryota, Fungi, Ascomycota, Dothideomycetes, Pleosporales, Trematosphaeriaceae. Bases 214 to 1155 code for a protein of 313 amino acids. The transcript has a single exon. Gene Ontology annotation, molecular function: signaling receptor activity. The record is from RefSeq and is a predicted model, not a curated record. Gene Ontology annotation, cellular component: membrane.